AUGCGAAAGGAUGAAGAUGCUGAGGCAGUGACGGUGACGGCCGGUGACGGUGACAGUGUUGAAGUUAAUCAUCGAGAAUUUCAAAUUAUUUCAAAUCCGUAUUCAACUCAUUCAAACAACAAUCAACAUCAAUUCACUUCAUUUCUCAUGACCAAAAACAUCCCUUUCCCAAGGACACCCCAGUCUGGACAACCGGAGCUUGCUCAACGUAAUCAGCCGUUGUCGAAAAAGGUCGAAAGAUAUCAUCAACAUUGUGUCUUAUCAGAAGUUCAAUCGAUAAAGGAUAUCUAUGACGUAUCAUGGAAAUAG
Melampsora larici-populina 98AG31 is the source of this 309-nucleotide messenger RNA. RefSeq lists its product as uncharacterized. The transcript is spliced from 2 exons. The coding region runs from base 1 to 309 and encodes 102 amino acids. NCBI's taxonomy places the organism in Eukaryota, Fungi, Basidiomycota, Pucciniomycetes, Pucciniales, Melampsoraceae. The record is from RefSeq and is a predicted model, not a curated record.